AUGAGUGGAAAACGGCUUAGCUAUGUGCACACCCCCACUAAUUACUCUUACAGUUAUCUAACUGUCCCAGAUCGUAUGCAACAAUUAGCAAGAGAAACUCCUGAUAAAGACGUUUACGUGUUCCUGUAUCCAUUUGGCAGAAGGGAUUCAAUAUCGGUUGGCACACUAUUUGAAAAGUCGAAAGCUCUUGCAAAGUCUUUGAUUCAACUUGGACUCAAGAAGGGUGACGUCGUUGCUACAUGUCUGCCAAAUGACAAGGACGCUCUUAUUUCAACAUUUGGUGUCAUCUUUGCCGGAGGUAUCAUUACACAUCUGUUAUUGCGGGACGAAGAUGGUACUGAUUUACAAAACAAGCUUCGUCAAAUCGGUGUUAAAUAUUUAGUCCUUAAUCCUGGAGUUAAUGAAGAACAGCUCAGAGCGUGCAUGAACUUUGUCGAUGAAAUUGACCAAAGCGGAUGCGCUCGGAGUAUAAAAGUCCCGUCGUUAAAAAUGGUAAUUACAACUUCGAAAGUAAAGGGAAUGAGUUUAUUGCAGUUAGAUGAUCUUUUAACUGGGAUGCAAAAUGAUGAUGUGAUACUACCUAGACUAGAUCCGGAAGAAAAUAUUGUUCUAUUCUCUACAUCAGGGACGACCGGUGAUUGUAAGUUUAUACCACAUACACACCAUGGGGUGAUGAUAAUUGGACACCAAGCUAAAGAAUCUAUCGGUUACGAAACACAAGACGUUCUGUACAGUGAAAGGCGUAUAGCAUGGCUAGGGGGAUUUCCUUUCAUGCUUCUACAUGACUGUCCUAAGGUUGUGACGUUAACACAUCCUAUUGCAAACUUAAGUGAACAUUGCAGAUUUACGUACAGUGCUUUGCUGAAUGAAAAAUGCACCAUUGCAUGCGUGUUCCCUGCAACAGUAGUGGGUCUCCUUGAUAUGUACCAAAGCAUGUCAGAUCGUCAAAUUUUAAAAAGCAUUCAUAUUAGUGGUCUUACACUUGCAUCCAUUGUUAUGAAUGCAAUAGGUGUUAUUACAGAAAGGGUAACAAAUUGCUACGGUUUGUCAGAAGGCGGUGUUAUCACCUCUAAUCACGUGAGCGAGAAGAAUACCUAUUUGGAGUUCAGCACUGGUAAACCAGUUGCUGGCGUUGAAAUAAAAGUAGUCGAUACGGAUGGAUUUAUCGUUGAAAGGGAGCAGACUGGUAUGAUUUUAGCACGGUCACCGUCUAUGGCCAAGAGUUACUACAUCGACGGUAAUACAACAUUGCCAGCACAAGCGACAAGCGGAUGGGUAGACACUAAAGAUAUCGGUUAUGUUACUGAAGAUGGUGAGCUUGUGGUAGCUGGCAGACAGUCGGAUACAAUAGGUGUUUUAUACACCGGAGGAAGAUACAUGCGUGGGCUGAUAACCUAUCUUGAGGCGUUGAUAAAAGAUCAUCCUAGCGUCCUCGAGGUUGUUGCUAUAACGGUACCAGAUGAUGUCUUUGUCGAAAUAGUUUGCGCUUGUGUUAUCCCAUUACCUGGCAAGAAAUUGACGACGAGCGAACUCGAGAAUUUCUGUAAGUCUAAAAUCGUCCCUGGUGCUGACAAUUGGGAAGAUUUUGAGAGGAUUAUGUUGUUUCAGUCUUUUCCAAAAUUAUAUACAGGGAAACCAGACAAACGGGCCUUGAAGGAAGAGGUCAUGCGCAGAAAGAAGGAAGAGCCAAAGAAAUAA
Messenger RNA from Mercenaria mercenaria, 1698 nucleotides. Its product is annotated as long-chain-fatty-acid--CoA ligase-like. NCBI's taxonomy places the organism in Eukaryota, Metazoa, Mollusca, Bivalvia, Venerida, Veneridae. The coding region runs from base 1 to 1698 and encodes 565 amino acids. The record is from RefSeq and is a predicted model, not a curated record. The transcript has 2 exons.